Messenger RNA from Lactuca virosa, 1224 nucleotides. Lineage: Eukaryota; Viridiplantae; Streptophyta; Magnoliopsida; Asterales; Asteraceae. The record is from the annotation of a GenBank genome assembly.
CUAAAGCUUCAACGCAGCUGACAUUUAGCAACAGCAUGAACCAAAUCCACAAAACAACAGAGCACGAUUCACUUUACUCUUUCAUUCUCCAACAAUACAUCAGUUGGAUUCACGUUCUCGACAUCUCUUUGGUGCACUUCGUGUCUCUAUGUCGUCUCUCUUAUCUCUCAGCAUCCAAUCUAAAUCAAGGGAGAUCAACAGGUCUGAACCGGAUUAUGAAUUUAAUCUCAGUAAAAUUAAUACUCUACUAUCGUCUCUCAGAUUAGACUCCAGGGUAUAAGCCGGAUUAUGCCAAAAUGAUCUGAUAUUUUCCAAAAACUCUCUUGGCAUGUCUGCUACAAGGAGCAUAAGCACGGGUAUCAGAGACUGUCCUCGGCUGAUCAGAUUCACUUUGAAAGCUCCAACGAAUGUUGAGGUGGAAUUUGCAAACGGUAGUCAGUACAACUUGCCGGCUGAAUUCUUGAGGGUGUUCAGCCCCGCUGUUGAUAGUAAGAUCAGAUCAAUUGGUGGCGAGAAGGUGAUUUAUGGACGCCGUUAUGUAGGGCUCAUGUCUGCAGAACCGGUUGGAAACUAUGGUGUGAGGUUACUUUUUGAUGACUUGCAUAAAACUGGGAUAUAUACAUGGGACUAUUUCUAUCAUCUUGGAAGCAACAAAUUCACCCUCAUGAGAAGCUACAUCAAUACGUUGAGGAAACAUGGGCUUAGCCGUGACCCUCGUGCAAAAAAAUAAGGCGAUUUUUCUUAAAAUAUUUCGUUAAAUUGGCAACAAAGAUUAUUUUCAAGAACUUCAUAUGGUUUACAUUUCCUCUUGCUACAAUAUAAUUUCCCAAAAUCAUGAUUUCUACUCUCUAUAUGAUCGCUUUAGAAGUUCUAGAACAAACAAUGUAUAUUAAGACUACUCUGGUUGUUACACUGGACAUGACUGACUAUAUAAAUUUUGUAGAGCUAUUUUCAAUGAUAAAGAUGAGGAGGGUAUUUAUGUCUUUUGCAUAGAUUAGAGAUCGAGAGUGAGCCCCUGCCCCCAUCCAUCUUGUUCCGCUUUUCUAAAUGGGACCAAAAUUUAUCUUGUUGACAUCAAUCACAGUACAGUGGAUGUCAAACGCAAUACAAUAUGUUGUGUCAUGUCAUGUUUAUCGGAUAGCAUUUUGUUUUGGCUUUUAGGUAAUCAAAAGCUGGUGGAAAUAUUAACAAAGAUGUUGAUUGAUAUAUCGCAAUAAGGGAAAG